This is a messenger RNA of Myripristis murdjan (pinecone soldierfish), 1989 nucleotides long. RefSeq names its product low density lipoprotein receptor adaptor protein 1a (gene ldlrap1a). The record is from RefSeq and is a predicted model, not a curated record. The coding region runs from base 109 to 1035 and encodes 308 amino acids. Gene Ontology annotation, cellular component: early endosome. NCBI's taxonomy places the organism in Eukaryota, Metazoa, Chordata, Actinopteri, Holocentriformes, Holocentridae. The transcript has 9 exons.
UGAAGGCAGCAUAAGUUCAUCCUCGCCAUCAGCAGUCUGGUCAACAACAGUCCUCCCAGAAGACACGCCAGCAAACUUCACCGAGUGUCUGCGCUCCUAAACACCGACAUGGAUGCCCUGAAGUCGGCUGGAAGAGCCAUAAUACGGAGUCCAAGUAUGGCGAAGCAGUCCUGGACGGCCGGCAGACACAGAAAGCUUCCUGAGAACUGGACUGACACGAGAGAGACCAUCUUGGAGGGCAUGACCUUUAACCUCCGUCACCUUGGCAUGACUCUAGUGGACCAACCCAAGGGAGAGGACCUAUCAGCAGCUGCCGUCAAGAGGAUUGUUGCCACGGCUAAAGCGAGUGGGAAGAAGCCUCAGAAGGUCACGCUCAAGGUCUCUCCACAGGGAAUACUCCUGUACGACAGCCUCACCAACAAACUCCUAGAAAAUGUCUCCAUAUAUAGAAUAUCCUACUGCACAGCGGACAAACUGCACGACAAGGUGUUCGCCUAUAUUGCUCAGAACACCCUCAAUGGGACCCUGGAGUGCCAUGCCUACCUCUGCUCCAAGAGAAAAGUGGCUCAGGCUGUGACCUUGACAGUAGCCCAAGCUUUUAGAGUGGCUUUUGAACUUUGGCAAGUGGCCAAAGAAGACAAAGAGAAGAGGGUGAAAUCUGGUUCAGCAGGAGAGGCCAGCAGUAGUUCCCAGUCAGAGAGAUCUAACAGCUUGGGCAGCCUCAAAGGGACAGAUGUUGCCACAGAAAACCUUUUGGACUUUGAGGAUUUGGUACUAGAGAGCAACGGGAAUGUAGAGGAAAGUCAAGUGGACAACCACAGGCCCUCUGAGAGCAACAAUAACAACAAUGCUUGGGAAAUAGAGGAUGGUUUGGAUGAAGCCUUCUCCAGACUGGCAGUGUCGCGUACUAACCCCCAGGUCCUGGACAUUGGGGUGACGCCCCAAGACUGGCUGACCGAACCCGACUGGGACACCGCCAAUGGGAACACUCCAAAUGGUAUCAGCCCGCCCGGGGAUGCCAUCUUUGGCUUCUGACCAUCACAGCACUGCACAGAAACAAAGUGAUUAAGGGGAGGGAGAGCUUCAGGGUGUCACUGUGUCAAGUAUUUAAACACAUCUGUAAGGGCGAGUCCAUAAGGGAAUAGGUGUAGAGCUUUGAGAUUGAUUUUGGCCUCUUUGCCUUGUUGCUGGACUCUCAACAUGGACAUUGGCUCCCUUCCUUGUGGAAAUAACAUGGGGUGUGUCCCUCUGCGCACCAAAGCAAUAACACAGUUCCUUAAAGUUACCAGAUCAUUCGUAUUGUUAGACUGCACACAUUUUGACAAGCCUCUGUUGACUGAGUCAGUUUAUUUCAUUUUGUUUUCUUUGUUUAGUCUUGUUUGUUUAAAAUUUUCUGUGUCCCAGUAGCUUUAGCAUAAAAAUCAGUGUUAUAUAUGUAUGGUUUAGUUAUAAUUUAUAGUUUUAUUUUACUAUUUUUUUCAUGAAGCCAAGUGGAGGAAUUAAUUCAAACCUAAUCGUGUAAAGCUUAUUCCUUUCACAAUAUCACCAAGUAUAGUGUAUCACCAAGCCUUAAUAAUGAAGAAAAAGCAGGACAAUCAGCUACACUAUUUUAAUGGUUAAGAAAAGCAAAUGACAAGAAACCAGCCACCUGUUUGUAUCUCUGGAGUAUCAGUCACUUAUGAAGAUGUAAAGAUUUAACCUUGCUCUUGCCUUGGAUCUAAAUUGGUUGUCAGUAAACAUUGUUUUGCAGCUAAAAGCUAAACAAAACAAAACAAAACAAUGAAGCUGUUGUAUUUAAAUGUUUGCUUAUUCAAAAGGAUGAAUGUUGACAUAUAUUGCCGUAGCUGUGCACUGUGCAUUUCUAAUCAGUGUAACAUUUUUUUCGAAUACUCAAAUGAAACCCAUGAGUGUACAGUGCCGUUGGAGAUUCCAGCAUGGCUAUUAUUUACCAGCAUUUACACAAAAUUAAAAUGUAAUCAUGAAAAAGAA